CCGGUUAGCCCAUUGUUAGCGUGCUAGCUAGGAAACUGUUACGUUAACUAUUUAUCUCACGUUAGUUAGCAGUUAUCGUUUGUUUAGCGUUUAUAAAACUAUUCCAGAAGCCAGCUGAGGAGGAGAAACUUAACCUAGCUAAGAUGUCCAUAGACAACAGAAAGAAGCCAACGUGUUCCUCCAACUCUGGCAAUUCAGUUCACUGGUCCUCCUCGUUCCCGCGGCAACCAGCCAGGGUCCUGAUCGUGGAGGCACUGCCACCGUGGUGGUCAGAGACCUGUACGGUGCUCUGUGAUGCUCUGGAGAACUUCCUGUCCCUGGCCUGUAGCCUGGACGGACCCUGUAGGAUACCACUGCUCAGCCUGUACGUCAUCAGCAGGCAGCAGGAAUGUCUACUGCCAUUUGUGCAGGUUCGUGGUAACCUGGCCAGGCUACGUUCCUGUGUCGAGGAGCUGAGGACUAUUUCAGGUGAAGGUUGUAUCAGAGGAGCAGCCAGAGGAGGCGAGCUGCUGCGUCAGGCAGUGCUGGACAGUCUACAGCAGUUUAAACAGUACAUUAGACAUAUCAGUACUGACAAGCAGGCCAGCAACAACAUAUCUGUAGAGGUUACUGUGGUGACCAGCCAGCCAGGACGGGGAAUCGUUCACCAGUUGGAGACGGGGCUCAAAGACACUGACCUGGUGUCACUGAAGCGUCUCCUGGUGGUGCAGAUCUAUCGUGCUGCAGACUGGGGACAGGAAAACCACUCACCUGAAGCCACACACCCAGGGGCUGAAGAGGUGUUUGAGGUGCUAAAAACAGGAUACUGA
Messenger RNA from Etheostoma spectabile (orangethroat darter), 809 nucleotides. Its product is annotated as meiosis 1 arrest protein-like. NCBI's taxonomy places the organism in Eukaryota, Metazoa, Chordata, Actinopteri, Perciformes, Percidae. The coding region runs from base 144 to 809 and encodes 221 amino acids. Gene Ontology annotation, biological process: meiosis I; male meiosis chromosome separation; spermatogenesis. The transcript has 5 exons. The record is from RefSeq and is a predicted model, not a curated record.